Messenger RNA from Cololabis saira (Pacific saury), 1159 nucleotides. RefSeq names its product prothymosin alpha-B-like. Gene Ontology annotation, biological process: positive regulation of transcription by RNA polymerase II; negative regulation of apoptotic process. The record is from RefSeq and is a predicted model, not a curated record. Gene Ontology annotation, molecular function: histone binding. The coding region runs from base 109 to 435 and encodes 108 amino acids. Gene Ontology annotation, cellular component: nucleus. The transcript is spliced from 5 exons. NCBI's taxonomy places the organism in Eukaryota, Metazoa, Chordata, Actinopteri, Beloniformes, Belonidae.
GUCGGCCACUGGCACAAUAACACUCUUGAUUGAUCCGCGAGCAGCGCAGGAUUUACUCCAUCAACCUUUUCAUUUUCAGCCGUCCUUUAUUUUAUUACCCUUAAAACAAUGGCAGACACAAAAGUGGACUCUGGCUCGGAUAUCUCUGCCAAGGACCUGAAGGAGAAGAAGCUGGCGGAGGAGAAGGAGAACGGGAAGGAUGCUGCCACCAACGGAAAGGAGAACGAGGAGAACGGCGAGCCCGAGGUAGACGAGGAGGACGAGGAAGAGGUGGACGAGGAGGACGAGGAAGACGACGGAGAAGGUGACGAGGAGGACGAGGAGGAAGACGACGACGAGAUCGAGGGCGGCACAAAACGGGCGGCUGAGGACGACGACGAUGACGACGAGGACGACGUCGAAACCAAGAAGCAGAAAACCGACGACGACGAUUGAUGCCCCCCCCUCACUCGUACCCCCCACCCCCCCCGGCGCCAUCCUGCUGAACCACUUCCUGGUUCUUCACUCUGACAGCUUUUCUACGUCGGGGUGGAGCGGCGGGAGGAACUGACCCGAGGAACCACCAAUAAACAUCCAACAUGGUCAUUAGCAAGUAGUUCAACAAGCAUCACCCCCACCCCAGCCCCCCCGGCCCCCCGGUCCCCCGGCUCCCUCAGCGCUGCAAAACGAGUUUUCUAGAGGAUCCCAGGAAAUCCGGCUUCUCUUCAACAACCCCAACGGAGAAUUUGUUUGUAUUUUUAUUUACAUUUUAUAUUUUUGUACAUAUUGUUAGGAGGGGGGGUCAGUUUCUCUCUGGGCAGCGAUCGACAGACCAAAUCGGUGCUUCUUCUUUAACAAAAAAAGAUUUUACUUGGUUGACCAUGUUCAGAUAUCUCAGCAGAUGCUAGAAAAACAUGUAAAAAAGAGUUAAAAAAUACAAAAAAACCUGAAAGAAAACCUCUUAAACAGUUGAACUCAGAGCAUUCCAGUAAAUUUAAUGUAUGUACUUUAGCUGUACCAUAACUAGUUUGUUUGUAUGGGAGGGCAAGGCCAAAGAAAAGAGCCUCUUUUCUUUCCUUUUUUCUUUUGUUUUUGUCAGCGACUUUUGUUUUAUGACGGCCUGUUUUGAUGUAUGUGCGAAGUUUGUUGUUUGACAAUAAACCGGACUUUUAUUUUGUGA